Messenger RNA from Protopolystoma xenopodis, 960 nucleotides. Lineage: Eukaryota; Metazoa; Platyhelminthes; Monogenea; Polystomatidea; Polystomatidae. The record is from the annotation of a GenBank genome assembly.
AUGACACUUCCAGUUAAUGGAGCAAUAGCCAUCAAAAGGAAUAUGCUCAAGACAGGUCUAGAAAAUAGAUGCUUUGGUCAUGCCUCCGCUCUGAAUUUGAUAUGUUCUGAUGACGCGACACGCUUGGACACUCGCCACCGAAUUGAGCCUUCCGUAUUCCUUGAGAGCACUCCUUGUCAGGCCAUUAAACACUCCACUCAUCUGCAAACACCUCUUGUUAACAUAAAUUACCAACGCAUCUAUACUGACCUAUUCCAUUCCCGUAUGUCUGAGACUGAUGUGCAUUCAUUGAGUGAAGACCAAUCCAACAUCCUGUCUAAAACGAUGUCUUCAUCAGAUGAAGAUAAACCAAAGAGUGAAAUCAGACGACUUGCAGAUAAAAGAAAACAAACGAGAGAGAAUAGAAAAGAUAAGAGGGCUGAGGAAAAUGAAGUGGGAAGACUGAGAGCGGAAGAAGAGAAAAAGGAAGAAGGAGAAAUGCAUGAGGAGAUGAUGGAUCUGCCAGAGGCAAUCACGCCUAGUGCCCUCAGCAGUGAAGCCUCCACAAAUUUGGACGCUACCAGCGAUCAAGCCAUCCAACAACCGUUAGAAUUAAUCUCCUUUAAUAGCGAUCACUUAAUACCAAUUGCUGACUACUCUGAAGUUGAUGGAAUUGGUGCCCCUCUGCCCAGCUUGACUGCGCAAGGAGACGAAGAGUCAUUCUCACGACUUCCCUUCUCUCCUGAUUUAUUGCUGAACUAUCCAAGUACAGGGCCCGAGUCUAGAUUUUAUGCGAUCGAGGAAAUGACAGCUGAUGCAAUCUCAGUGAACACAGCAGCCACACUGGCGUCGAAUUUUUGGGCUGAAACUGGUUCGUAUCUGAGCCGGCUACUGCACCAUUGGCUCACUCGGCCAUUCCAUUUGGUUGGCGGUUUAUUCACCAUCUUCAGCAGUUAUCUGACUAAUAGGACUCUACAUUUC